Ictidomys tridecemlineatus (thirteen-lined ground squirrel) is the source of this 655-nucleotide messenger RNA. The record is from RefSeq and is a predicted model, not a curated record. NCBI's taxonomy places the organism in Eukaryota, Metazoa, Chordata, Mammalia, Rodentia, Sciuridae.
CCUCUCCACACACUCCCUGGACCAGCCAUAUCUGCACCAGAACAGCCACAACGCCCCAGCUGAGCUGCAAGGAGCUGCAGGAAGCGGUCCGUCCAAAGCCAAGAAGACGAACGCGGGCAUCCGGCGCCCGGAGAAGCCGCCCUACUCGUACAUCGCGCUCAUCGUCAUGGCCAUCCAGAGCUCGCCCGCCAAGCGCCUGACGCUCAGCGAGAUCUACCAGUUCCUGCAGAGCCGCUUCCCCUUCUUCCGCGGCUCCUACCAGGGCUGGAAGAACUCGGUGCGCCACAACCUCUCGCUCAACGAGUGCUUCAUCAAGCUGCCCAAGGGCCUCGGGCGCCCCGGCAAGGGCCACUACUGGACCAUCGACCCGGCCAGCGAGUUCAUGUUCGAGGAGGGCUCGUUUCGGCGGCGGCCGCGCGGCUUCCGAAGGAAGUGCCAGGCGCUCAAGCCCAUGUACAGCAUGAUGAACGGGCUCGGCUUCAACCACCUCCCGGACACCUAUGGCUUCCAGGGCUCCACCGGCGGCCUCUCCUGUCCGCCCAACAGCCUGGCGCUGGAGGGCGGCCUGGGCAUGAUGAACGGCCACUUGCCGGGCAACGUGGACGGCAUGGCUCUGCCCAGCCACUCGGUGCCCCACCUGCCCUCCAACGGCGGC